AAAUACCCUUCUUGUUUUAGCUACAACAGAAAGCACUGCUGCUAAAAUUGGAGAAAAUACUCUUUAUUCUUAUCUCAUUAUAGAUGAAAUUUCUAUAGUUGGUCAAAAACUCUUUAUUCAGCUUCAUACUUUUAUGAAAAAAGUAAAAGCAACAGAUGAUGAUACCUUUUUUACUGAAAUUAAUAUUUUGUUUGCUAGUGAUUUUAUGCAAUUACCUCUGGUUUUAGACUUUGCCUUAUAUGUAUCAGACAGAUUCACUCAUAUGUCUACUCAAUUUAAUACACAGUCUAUAACCAAAUAUCAAA
Molecule: messenger RNA, 305 nt
Organism: Scutellospora calospora
Lineage: Eukaryota; Fungi; Glomeromycota; Glomeromycetes; Diversisporales; Gigasporaceae
Source: the annotation of a GenBank genome assembly